AUGGUCAAGACAAUUCCCUUCGGCAGCAUCCAGGUCCCAACACCGGGUUUCGGUGCAAUGGGUCUGAGCUUCGGCCUGGGCUCCAACCUGAGCCUUGAGGAAGCCGAGCCAGUCCUCCUAAAGGCCAUUGAGCUUGGUUGCACAUUCUGGGAUACCGCCGUUGUCUACCAAGCCGGUGUAAACGAGAAGCUUCUUGGAGACUUCAUCCGCAAGCACAAUGUUCGCGAUAAGGUUUUCAUUGCCUCGAAGUGUGGUUUUGAUGUGUUUGGUGGUGGCUCAGUCACCAACUCCGCUUCGCAUAUUAAGGAGUAUAUUGAGGGCACUAUUGAGAGACUCGGCUUUACUCCUGAUUUGUACUACCUGCACCGCAUUGAUCCUAACACACCUCUUACCGAGUCUAUCCCUGCUCUUGAUGAGAUCCGCAAGGCUGGAAAGACCAAGUACAUUGGGCUUUCCGAGUGCUCUGCUGCGACUCUGCGCAAGGCCAACUCUAUUGCCAAGAUUGACGCUAUCCAAGCCGAAUACUCCGCUUUCGAGACGGUGCAUGAGACAGACGGUCUGAUCGAUACAGCUAAAGAACUGGGUAUCGCGUAUGUCGCCUAUAGCCCUCUAGGACAUGGCUGGCUGGUCGAUGACUUUAAGUUCAAAACCCCUGACGACUUUGCUCCCGAUGACUUCCGCCGUAACUCUCCUAAAUUCCAAGGCGACAACUUCUACAAGAACCGAGCAAUCGUCGAGGAAAUCAAGAAGCUCGCUGCUAAGAAGGGCUGUAACAUUAGCCAGAUUGCUCUCGCUUGGGUUGCUGCCCAGGGCAUGAUCCCCAUUCCUGGAACGACUAAGGCUACUCGUCUUGAGAAUAACUGGGCUUCUCGGGAUGUUGAAUUCUCUGAAGAGGAAAAGAAAGAGAUGCGCAAGAUUAUUGAUGCUGCCAAGCCCCACGGAAACAGGUAUGGUCCCGUGCACCAGGCUAUGGUUGGCCACUAG
Messenger RNA from Penicillium canescens, 984 nucleotides. RefSeq lists its product as uncharacterized. The transcript has 6 exons. The coding region runs from base 1 to 984 and encodes 327 amino acids. The record is from RefSeq and is a predicted model, not a curated record. Gene Ontology annotation, cellular component: cytoplasm. Lineage: Eukaryota; Fungi; Ascomycota; Eurotiomycetes; Eurotiales; Aspergillaceae.